Humulus lupulus (European hop) is the source of this 2751-nucleotide messenger RNA. RefSeq names its product histone-lysine N-methyltransferase SUVR4. Lineage: Eukaryota; Viridiplantae; Streptophyta; Magnoliopsida; Rosales; Cannabaceae. Gene Ontology annotation, molecular function: protein binding; histone methyltransferase activity; zinc ion binding. The record is from RefSeq and is a predicted model, not a curated record. The coding region runs from base 512 to 2425 and encodes 637 amino acids. Gene Ontology annotation, cellular component: nucleus. The transcript has 9 exons.
AAUAGAAAAAUACUAUUUUAUCUCCAGGGCUAGGAUGGAAUGAUUUUUAAGAUAUUGGGGCCAAAUUAGAAUAUUAAAAACCUGUUUUUAACCCUCGAAAAUUAUAAAAUUCACAAAAACACCUCACUCACUCCUCCCGUUUACUCGAUCUCUCUCCGGCCGUGAGCAACCUAUAGGCGGCCCAAGUACGGAAACUCCGGCUCUCGGAACUCCCGAAGCCAGUCGUCUAUGUGGGAGCUAGUGUUGAGAGUCGUCUCUUACCCCUCUGUAGUCGCCAUCCACGAAUAGAGCUACUCCGGCUUUGGUGAGAGCAAUGAAUUGAUGGCUGGCAAGGUCUUUUGAAUUGGAGGAAAGAAUUAUGGAGGGAGUAAAGAAGAUAAUAACGGUUAGAGAACGUGAAAUUUGCGUUUUCAAAUUUUAAGUUGUAUUUGAGCAGUUGCAGGGUCAUGGAAUCUUAAGAAUCACGAACUGCUCAAGUUCCAAGCUAAUAGGUAUCCACUGGCCACUAGAAAUGGCUGACUUGGAGAAGGCCUUGGCUGUGACAAGAGGUUUAGGACUUCCUGAUCAAGAGGUGAUACCAUUAUAUCAAAAUCUGUUGAAAGUUUAUAAGGAUAAUUUGGAACUUCUUGAAGACGAAAAUUACCAAGUUCUUGUCGAUGCAUUUUUUGAGCAGAAGGAUGAGAAUAAGGAAGGAGAGGAUAUGAGUAUGGAAUCUGGUAAACCAGCUAAAAGAUUGUUUUUGGCUGGAAAAGAAGAACGUCGUUUUCCUAAAUUGGACCACUCAAGUAAAAAGUCAAUCUCAAAAGAGAGUAAAACACCUUCAACAUCUUCUAGAUUGCAACUUAUUAAACCUUCUAAACCAUGUGCAAGUAAAUCCAAAUGUUGUAUAAUCCCUCCACAACCGAGAAACAAAGUAGAAAACUCGAAUUCUAUUGAACCUUCUAAACCAUGUGCAAGUGAAUCCAAAUAUCGAUUAGUCCCUCCACAACCCAGAAACAAAGUAGAAAACUUGAAUUCUAUUGAGCCUUCUAAACCACGUGCAAGUGAAUCCAAAUAUCAACUAGUCCCUCCACAUCCCAGAAACAAAGUAGAAAACUCGAAUUCAUUUAAUGAUUCUUCUGGAGUUAGAGUUAAAAAGUAUAUUUCUUUGAGUACACCACCUGCAGUAAAAUCAUUUGAUAGGCUAUUGGGUGAACCGAGCUCUCAUGUCUCAAGAGAAAACAAUAAUUUUCAAAAGAAUUUGCUGCCAAAGCCAAGCACUGAGAAACAGUUAGAUGACUCGCCAAUUUCUGCUAGACCUAUUUCGGUGAUCCACCCAGAACUACAGAAUCCGCCUCAUAAAAUUGGUUAUUCAGAAAUAAAUGUUAAAAAACCAAGUAGGUGUGAAAAUGGAGAAACGCAUCCCCUUAUUCAUGAUAAGAGUAAGGUACAAAAAAGGCCUGCUAAACUCCUUCCUGACAUUUCAAAAGGGACUGAAAAAAUGAAAGUUUCACUAUUAGAUGAAGUUGGCAAUGAGAAUUUUCCAAAGUUUAACUAUAUUCCCCAAAGCAUUAUCUAUCAAAAUGCCAAUAUAAAUAUAUCACUGGCUCGCGUUGUGGACGAGGAUUGCUGUUCAAGUUGUUCAGGAAAUUGCCUUUCUUCACCAUUACCGUGUGCCUGUGCUCGUGAAACUGGUGGAGAGUUUGCAUACACACCACAAGGCCUUUUAAAAGAAGAAUUUUUAAGAGCUUGUAUCGAUAUGAAAGAGAAGCCGCAGGAGCACCACUUUGUUUAUUGCACAGACUGCCCUAUUGAGAGGUCUAGGAAUGAAGACAACUUUGAGAAAUGUAAGGGACACCUGGUAAGAAAGUUUAUUAAAGAAUGCUGGAGAAAAUGUGGAUGUGACAUGCACUGCGGAAACAGAGUAGUUCAACGAGGUAUUUCAAGCAGAUUACAGGUGUUCUUUACUCGUGAAGGGAAAGGAUGGGGUGUUCGAUCACUUGAUCCAUUGCCUAAGGGAGCAUUCGUUUGUGAAUACAUUGGGGAAGUGUUAACCAAUAUGGAGCUGUACAAUAGGAAUAAAAAAGGCAGCAACGAUAGGCAUACAUAUCCUGUAACACUGGAUGCAGAUUGGGGCUCCGAGGGGUUUCUAAAAGAUGAGGAGGCACUUUGUUUGGAUGGAACAUAUCAUGGAAACGUUUCCAGAUUUAUCAAUCAUAGAUGUUCUGACCCAAACUUGGUUGACAUUCCGGUGGAAGUGGAGACACCUGAUCGCCAUUAUUAUCAUCUUGCAUUCUUUACCACUAGGAAAGUGGCUGCUUUUGAAGAGCUUACUUGGGAUUAUGGGAUUGACUUCGAUGACAAGUAUCAUCCAAUCAAGGCAUUUCGUUGCUGUUGUGGAAGUCCAAAUUGCAGAGACAGAACACGAAAGAGGAAACAAGUCUAACGUCUACAACAUUUCUAAAGAAAGUAGGGAUAGGAUGCCGGGUAUCUAGAUUUGAUUUUAUGAUCUCAUACCACUUUUUGUAGUAAUCAAAUUUGGUUUUUGGGGAGGAAAAUAGUAGUCAACUAGUUGAUUUUUUUUUCUUUUUUAAAAAAAAAAAAAUCAUGUGCAGGUUUUCAUAAUUCACAAUCCUAUGCUUUUUGAGUCUUCAAGUUCAACCGUGUACUGACCCAAUAUCACUUUUACACUCUGUUUUAGGUUUUGAGCGAAUAUUUUAGAAACGGCAUUCUUUAUUCUAGUGACAAGGUUUUGAAAUCCACUUUUCCAUA